Messenger RNA from Pleurotus ostreatus (oyster mushroom), 1530 nucleotides. RefSeq lists its product as uncharacterized. Lineage: Eukaryota; Fungi; Basidiomycota; Agaricomycetes; Agaricales; Pleurotaceae. Gene Ontology annotation, biological process: cell division. Gene Ontology annotation, cellular component: plasma membrane. Bases 1 to 1530 code for a protein of 509 amino acids. The record is from RefSeq and is a predicted model, not a curated record. The transcript is spliced from 2 exons.
AUGACUGCCACCCACCCAGAAGCCUUCUUGCUCCUGACGCUGGAGAACGCGACGGUCAGAACGCCGACGAACGUCUUGACCGGCGUGCUUGGCCUGCAGUGCGUAACCGUCACGAUCGACAACGAUCGGACUGCGGCGCCCGCCCACGACGUGUUUCUUGUCCUGCAGCUCAACGGCUUUGAAACGCCCAUCGAUCCCGCUCGGACGAUAACCCACGAACGCUCAGAGAACGGCACAAGGACAUAUACAUUCCACCGCACGGAGUUCGAUAAUACCCAGUUGGUGAUCAGCAUUACUCCACCGGAGAAGGACCAGGCUUUUGUCGAAGACUUGGAAACCUUUGAAGGGAUCUUGGCGCAGUACGCCGAUUUCCGGGGAUAUACCGCCAGUGCGACGUCAGUGAACGCUAGGCCGUCGUCGAUUCCACCGCCAUAUAGGACGGACUACUCGGAUGUUGGUACCGCAAUUCCAGGCAGCCAUGGGGACCUGAGGGGGCACUUGAUUUUGGUGAAUGAAGACAAUGGAGAGGUCGUGGGGGAGUUCGAUCGCCAGUUUGCUGUGAAGGAAGACCCCCAGCUCCGGGAGAAGGGCCACGAAAACGACCCCGUGUACAUCGAAGUUCCAGAUCAAACGCUGCAAGACGAGGACGCGAAUGCGAGGGAGCUGUUCGCCCGCGCUGUUCCUCCUGAUCAGGAGAAUUGGAUCACCAAAUCGGCGACUGUCAUUAGCCAUACGAUAUCUGCUACAACAAAUCUUCUGCUCACCACCGUCACCGCCGCCUCCAACUACUACAUCAACCAUUCAACACCAUCCCCACAUGCUUCCUCUUCCGCACUCAAUCGCACCACUCCUGGUUCCGCGACUGAGCUACCACCACCGCCCCCUCGCGCUCUCGUCUUCCUGACGUCGGAGAGCACGCGCAAAGGUCUAUCAACUGUCCACGCCAUCACAGGCCAGGCGGUCCAAGUCAGCACCAAGACUGUCAGUGUAAUAAAUGAUUUCGUCCGAAGAGCCGUCGGCGGCAAGCCCAAGUCGAAGGAAUCCCGAUUGUAUACCUACGCAAACAAGAACCAGGCCACACCGUUUGGCAGUCCCAUCGCAAGCCCUAGUCCCGUGCCCGCUAAUACACUCCUCUCCCCCACAGCCGUCUCGCGGGACGGCAAGCCCCCUCUCCCCCCUCGUCGAUCCCCCUCCCCUUCAAUACCCUCUUUGAAUGGGCCCCCGUUGCCCCCGCGCGGGCCAUCCCCUGCAAAUCAACCAUUGUCAAACACAGCGAGACUCAUUCUGUCUGCCGAUCUCAUCCUGGCGACGCUGGAUCACUCGACCAGGCAGGUAUUGGACACCGGCACAGAACGUUUUGGCGCCGUCAUGGGCCACAAAUAUGGUCCUGAGGCGAAGGAGAGCUCUCUCAUGUUCGCGGGGUCUGCGCGGAAUGUGGCUCUGGUUUACGUUGAUAUGAGGGGCAUCGGAAGGAAAGCGAUUCUGAAGCAGGCCGGGAUGCAAUUCGUGAAAGCGCGUGUUCAUAAAUGA